AUGAACAGGGUAAAAUCCUUCAUGGGUUGUUUGGUGGCAUCCACAAACAACGAAGCCGAGAUACGUGCAUUAGAGGUAGGUUUACGUCUCUAUGUUAGGCAGGGAAUUUCUAGAAUCAUGAUUGAGGGCGACUCACAAAUUAUUAUAAAAGGGAUUAGUCGACCAAGUUUUCAUAAUUGGAAGCUGAAUACAUGGGUCCCUAUGAUAAAAGAACACCUGAGGAGAAUUUGGAGCUAUGAGAUUGGGCAUGUCUACAGAGAAGGGAAUCAGGUGGCUGAUUACCUUGCAAACCUUGGGGUGGGAGAAUAUGAUGUUCCUGUUUACUUUUUCCAGACUUCUGCAAUAGAGGAUAUCAAAGGACAAUGCUUGAAGGACUGUAGAAGAUAUCCUCGAUAG
Messenger RNA from Cryptomeria japonica (Japanese cedar), 396 nucleotides. RefSeq lists its product as uncharacterized. Gene Ontology annotation, molecular function: nucleic acid binding; RNA-DNA hybrid ribonuclease activity. Bases 1 to 396 code for a protein of 131 amino acids. The transcript has a single exon. Lineage: Eukaryota; Viridiplantae; Streptophyta; Pinopsida; Cupressales; Cupressaceae. The record is from RefSeq and is a predicted model, not a curated record.